This is a messenger RNA of Brenthis ino (lesser marbled fritillary), 906 nucleotides long. The record is from the annotation of a GenBank genome assembly. NCBI's taxonomy places the organism in Eukaryota, Metazoa, Arthropoda, Insecta, Lepidoptera, Nymphalidae.
AUGGAAAUUAGGUGGAGUCUGUUCAUAGCGCUCCUGCUGCUUGGGGCUGCAGUCGCGUCUGAAGAAGAAGAUGAAGUUCCUGAUGCAGGAGUUGAAGAAGAUGAUGAACUGGCAUUAAAUCAAGAGGAAACACGUAACCUCAGACCACGUGCGUAUACACAAGCUGCUUAUUCAAACACCUUACCGAGUGGUUUUCGACCCACUCCUUCUCUGGCCGAACUGGCGGGAUAUCAAAGACAGCAAGAGCAACAGGAAUAUGAAAUACCAACCAGACCUCAGGUUUAUGAAGAGGAGCAGACUCAACAAGUGAGGGCACCUCAUAGGAAGCCUCAAGGGACUCGCCCAACAAAAACUAAACAGCAGCUUCUAGACGAAGAAGAAAUAGUAGAAGAUAGAGAAGAACCCGACCGUCUCUCCACAUUAUUGCAACAGUCUAAGUUCGAUUGUGUAAACAAGAACACUGGAUACUACGCCGAUCAGGAGCUAAAUUGUGAAGUGUUCCACUAUUGCCAGGAUAAUGUGAAGCAUUCCUGGAUCUGCCCUGAAGGUUUUAGUUUCCAUCAGGUCCAUCUAAUUUGCAUGCCGCCAACUCACGACAACAUCUGCCAAAAAUCUCAGAAAUACCAUUUCAUCAACGACUACCUCUAUCGUCCCAUUAACGAGGAAGAAGUUGAGAGGAAGCCUAAUGUAUCACUCAAAUACUCUGACCGCUACUACCCCUCUGAGGUGUACAGGGAUGACCGUUAUGAACAAGAGGAAGAGGAAGAAGAACCACGCAGACCUCCUCCCGCACAACAAGCGAGACCAGCGCGUCCUCAAUACCAGCCCCAAGUAUUCCGAUCAGCUGAAGAAGUCAACAUACCCUUAGUCCAGAGACGUCCUCAACGCCCUUACGAUUACGAAAAC